AUGACUAAUCGUCUCACGUUUUUAGGUAAUUAUACGGGGUGGUUUUCGAGGGCGACCCUAGCCGAACCCCGAGUUCGGAUUUACCGGCUAGUGUUGUUGUUGCCGUUACCAUGUCCAGCGCAAGACAGGGACUAUAUUGGGUUCGCCACGCUUCCGGAACAAGUGCACAGAAAAUCGGUGAAGCGAGGAUUCGAGUUCACGUUGAUGGUCCUGGGUGAGUCCGGGCUGGGAAAGUCGACCUUGAUAAACAGCCUCUUCCUCGGGGACCUCUACAAGGACAGGCGGAUUCCGGAUGCCCUGGAACGCGUGGAGAAGACGACGUCCAUCGAGAAGAAGACGAUGGACAUCGAGGAGCGAGGCGUUCGCCUUCGGUUGACCAUUGUUGACACCCCAGGCUUCGGAGAUGCCGUGAACGGCGAGGACACAUGGAAAGCUUGCUCGGCUUACAUCGACGAGCAGUUUCGACAGUACUUCACGGACGAAAGUGGACUGAACAGGAAGAAUAUCCAGGACAACAGGGUGCAUUGUUGCCUUUACUUCAUACCGCCUUACGGACACGGGUUGCGACAAUUGGACCUGGAGGUGUUGAAACGACUGCACCGGAAAGUUAACGUGGUACCGGUGAUCGCCAAAGCCGAUACCCUGACGACCUCUGAGGUGAAGAAACUGAAAGAAAGGAUUUUGACCGAUAUAGAGGAGCAUGAAAUUCAGAUAUACCAAUUUCCGGACUGUGACAGCGACGAGGAUGAGGAGUUCAAGCAGCAGGAUAAGGAGCUGAAGGCUUGCAUCCCGUUUGCGGUGAUUGGUAGUUCUACAGUCCUGGAAGUCGCAGGAAGGAAAGUCCGAGGUCGCCAAUAUCCUUGGGGGGUUGUCGAAGUUGAAAAUCCGAAGCACAGCGAUUUCGUGAAACUAAGGACGAUGCUGAUAUCGACGCAUAUGCAGGACCUGAAGGAUGUGACUCAGGAUGUUCACUAUGAGAAUUUCCGCGCUCAAUGCAUUUCCCAGAUCUCGCAGCAGGCGAUACGAGAACGGAGUAAACUAAAAAGAGACUCUGGGCCGCAUUUUGACAACAGCAUAUCGGACACGGAUAGACUUCUCUUGCAGAAGGACGAAGAGGUGAAGAGAUACGUUCAUAAAAUGAAUCAUGGGUCAAGUGUAACAUUUUCGGAAUACAAUACUUUGUUUACAGAUAAGAAGGAUGCAAGAUAUCCUCGCACAGAUGCAGGAGAAGUUAAAAGCCACGGGACAAGCUGGAGGUGGGAUGAGAGGUCGCGUUGGAAGUCUUGGAAACGACUUGGACUCGACUGAUACAGACAAGAAGAGAAACAGCAUCAUAGACGUCUAGGGAAAAUCGAGACCUCGUUCGGGGCUGAUAAGGGAUGCGCGCGAUAGAUAAGCGUCGGAGUCUUUUUUACAUAGUGGAUUAGUUCCUUACAGUUUCUAGGAAGAGUUAGUGCACUGAAAAAGAAACCCUUUGCAUUUGUAGGCCCAUUAUCUCCACGCUAAUUUGGCACAAGAUUGUCGGCUGUGGAUUACGAAUUUUAGACAAUUAAAUGUCGACAUUAGCGUCGAAGUAAUGAAUCGGUGUGAUGGGUUAAUUCCGACGUUACAUUAGAGGAAGGUGAGUCGAAGUUUGACUAAAAAUGACUAAUCGCGAUAUUUCGGAGCCUUAAAUUAAAUUCUUGCAAUCCGAACGAGCUGUUAAAUGCGACAGCUCGCCAGGUUGCAGGAAUUCUAACAUUUCCUUUAUAACACGUACAGUAAAUCGAAAUUUUCAUAGCGAGUUUUUAGCAUUUUCUAGCCUGGGCGGUGACAAAGGA
This is a messenger RNA of Orussus abietinus, 1820 nucleotides long. RefSeq names its product septin-2 (gene Septin4). The coding region runs from base 1 to 1308 and encodes 435 amino acids. Gene Ontology annotation, biological process: cytoskeleton-dependent cytokinesis; regulation of exocytosis. Gene Ontology annotation, molecular function: GTPase activity; molecular adaptor activity; GTP binding. Lineage: Eukaryota; Metazoa; Arthropoda; Insecta; Hymenoptera; Orussidae. Gene Ontology annotation, cellular component: microtubule cytoskeleton; synaptic vesicle; septin ring. The record is from RefSeq and is a predicted model, not a curated record. The transcript has 9 exons.